AUGGGAUCUUGCGUCGACGAAAAGGAUGUGCUCGCCGAGGCGCGUGCACUGUGCCGCGACAAUCUGGUCAAGCAGACGAUGCUGGACAACAAGUUGGCGACUUCCUUCGGCCUCCGUGUCUGCUUUUCGGUCGAAAUCCCCCUCAUCGCCAGGCGGGCAGGCUAUUCGGCCGUCCUGAUGAACCUCGAGCACACGCCCAUGGGCAUCGACGCCGUGAGAGACAUAUCGGUCUCCUGUCUCAAUGUCGGAAUCACCCCGAUGGUCGUUGUGCCUACCGGCGAGGCGCAGUGGAUUUCUAGGUGUCUCGACGCUGGAGCUCAGGCCAUCAUCGUGCCGCAUGUCAACACCGUCGAGGAAGCGCAGACAUGUGUAAAUGCAGCAAAGUACCCGCCACUGGGCCGGCGCUCGUUGACUAUGGUGCAACCCAUGAUGCAAUACGCGUCGCAUAUUCUCUAUCAGAUUGUUUCGGACGUGGUCAACGAUGCUGUACAAAUCCUGCCCAUGAUUGAGACAACAGAAGGAUUGGCAAAUGUGGAAGCCAUUGCAGCCGUCCCAGGCGUUGAUGCUCUCCUCAUUGGGUGCGCAGAUCUGAGUGUAGAAUUGGGCAUCGGCGGCAAUUAUGACGCAAGCGAGUUCCAUGAAGCCCUCGGGAAGAUUGCCAGCGCGGCGCAGAAAGCGAGCGUAGACGGCCGCCGUGUCUUUGUUGGCCUUGGCGGCAUGGAGAUGAGACCAGACUUGAUUCAGUAUUUCGCUAAGCGAUACUCCAACAUACGGUAUGUCAGAUUCACUAUGGCUGGUCGCGACGUUUCGAUGCUUGCUGCUGGCAUGUCAAGGCAGGUGGCCAGCAUGAAGGAGAUAUCCGCCACGUUGUGA
Microdochium trichocladiopsis is the source of this 873-nucleotide messenger RNA. Its product is annotated as HpcH/HpaI aldolase. The transcript is spliced from 6 exons. The record is from RefSeq and is a predicted model, not a curated record. Gene Ontology annotation, cellular component: cytoplasm. Gene Ontology annotation, molecular function: aldehyde-lyase activity. NCBI's taxonomy places the organism in Eukaryota, Fungi, Ascomycota, Sordariomycetes, Xylariales, Microdochiaceae. The coding region runs from base 1 to 873 and encodes 290 amino acids.